This is a messenger RNA of Periophthalmus magnuspinnatus, 1640 nucleotides long. Its product is annotated as peptidyl-prolyl cis-trans isomerase A-like. The coding region runs from base 105 to 686 and encodes 193 amino acids. The transcript is spliced from 6 exons. The record is from RefSeq and is a predicted model, not a curated record. Gene Ontology annotation, molecular function: peptidyl-prolyl cis-trans isomerase activity. Gene Ontology annotation, cellular component: mitochondrion. NCBI's taxonomy places the organism in Eukaryota, Metazoa, Chordata, Actinopteri, Gobiiformes, Gobiidae. Gene Ontology annotation, biological process: protein peptidyl-prolyl isomerization; cellular response to hydrogen peroxide; regulation of mitochondrial membrane permeability involved in programmed necrotic cell death.
GCUGCACUUCCGCUUACACUUCCGGUCCUCCUCUGCUGCAGCGUGACUUUGCUGCACUUUGACCUCGCUCCGGUCGCUUUUCUGAGCCUUUUGAAACUGUGAAAAUGCUGCUGAUGUCGAAUCGGACUAAACUGUGCUCCGUGCUGUUCACCGCGGCGCGUCUUUACAGCACCGGCCCCGCUGCGGCCAACAACAACCCCGUGGUUUAUUUUGACAUCUCCGCCGACAACGAGCCGCUGGGACGGGUCACCUUUGAGCUAAAUGCAGAAGUUGUUCCCAAAACUGCAGAGAACUUCAGAGCCCUGUGCACUGGAGACCACGGCUUUGGAUAUAAAGGAUCCAUCUUUCACAGAGUCAUCCCUCAGUUUAUGUGUCAGGGAGGAGAUUUCACAAACCACAACGGAACUGGAGGGAAGUCAAUUUACGGGUGGAAGUUUCCAGAUGAGAACUUCAGACUGAAACACACUGGGCCAGGGAUUUUGUCGAUGGCGAACGCAGGACCAAACACCAAUGGGUCCCAGUUCUUCAUCUGCACCAGUAAAACAGAAUGGUUGGAUGGCAGACAUGUUGUUUUUGGCAGCGUGAAGGAGGGAAUGGAGGUGGUGAAGAAAGUUGAAUCCUACGGUUCUCGCUCUGGGAAGACGUCAAAACGAAUCCAGAUCACAGACUGCGGGGAGCUUAAGUGAAAGCUGCACCUGGUCUGUCGUCGUGGUUUCUAACCCUGUCACAUUAUUUGUCCUGUGGAACAAAUAUAUUAAAUUGUUUUGUUGAUACUUUAUAAUAACUACACCUUUAAAAGCUUUUAAGGUAGACUCUGUAACUCUUCUGGUUUCUGAGAGCUACCACACCUCUGUCCCCUCGAAAAUGUUAUUGCUUAGCCUUGAAUGUUCCACUGUAGGGCAUUAAAUCUGUUUUACAUUUAUUCAUUUAUUACAAUUGUCACUAUUGCUAAAAAUAAUUUUCCUUUCUUUGUCUCGUCAGAUCUUGCCCCAUCUCUGUGAUUACGUUUGUGUUCAUGCUUUAUUAAGGCUAAGUAAGGUGUAGUUAUUAUAAUUCAUGUUUCCUUUGGGGUUAUUCAAUGUGAAAUAAGAUUCAGGUACAGAGUGAGACUUCACUGAACUAACAAUAGACCAUCAUUAUGGUCAGUUAUUUGAAUGGGAUUUUACUGGAGUUUAUUGUAUGAAAUAGUAGCAGAAAAUGAGGUAAUGUGAAUGGAAAAGCAGACAGAAGUAUUGAGGUAGUGAUAGUGGGGCGCCCUAUUUGAGAACCACAACAUUUACCGGACAAUGUUGGCUUAACGCUUGAAUCGGUGCAUCCCUAGUCCUGAUGUAGACUUGGUUUGGUCCUUUUCAGAUCAUGGUUUCCUUUUGAUCUAACUCCAAUUUGGUCCUAUUUUUACAUUUACAUUGUUAUCUUUAUUGCCUUAAAGCUCACUGACAGAUAUUUUUUACUUUCAGUUUCACUACUGGUACUACUUUCUGCUUCUCCAACCACUCUCCCAUAGACGAUACACUGGACUGUUAUCAUGUGACCUCAUUGUAAAUGUUUAAAGGCAGUUAACCACAACCCCCAAACUGAAUGUGAACUUAAACAGAGAUGGAACAAAAGGGCUUUGUGGAUCAAAUAAAGGUUUUCCAUUA